Molecule: messenger RNA, 2909 nt
Organism: Pantherophis guttatus
Lineage: Eukaryota; Metazoa; Chordata; Lepidosauria; Squamata; Colubridae
Product: apoptosis regulator BAX-like
Biological process (GO): release of cytochrome c from mitochondria; mitochondrial fusion; extrinsic apoptotic signaling pathway in absence of ligand
Cellular component (GO): mitochondrial outer membrane
Molecular function (GO): channel activity; BH domain binding
Source: RefSeq, a predicted model, not a curated record
UGUCAUGGCUUCAGCCCGCCUCUCCCUCUCUCGGGUGCCGCUGCAUCGUCACGUGACCGGCAAUGACCCUCUCCCAUUCUCCGCGCUGCUUUUCUUCCCCCCCCUCUCCUCUCUCUCACUUUUUUUUUUUAUUAUUAUUAUUCCUCCUGUCCCCCUGCCGGCCGCUGGAUCACGUGACUCUAUAAAGCGGGUUGCCGCCUUGAGUCGGGCACAGCUGAGUAGAGUGGAGCGAUGGCGGCGGCAGCGGCGGGUCCCGGGAGGGAGCGGGAGCUCCCGCCUCGCAUGGAGGGCACAAGUUCAGAUCAAAUCCUUCAGACAGGAACCAUUCUUCUCAAAAGCUUUAUCAGGGAUCGGGUACAGUGCUGUGGAGAUUCGGAACGCAUUGAGGUGACCAUGGCAGAGCUUAACAAUCCAGAGGCUCAGGCUUGUAACUCCAAUACCAAAUCACUAAGUGACUGCCUGCGCCGGAUUGGAGAUGAGCUGGAUGGAAACACGGAGCUGCAGAGGAUGAUAGAACAAGUUCAGAUGUAUCCCCCCAAGGAAGUUUUCUUUCGAGUGGCUGCUGAGAUGUUCUCGGACGGUGCUUUUAACUGGGGCCGUGUGGUGGCAUUGUUUUAUUUUGCAUGCAAGUUGGUCCUAAAAGUAGUGUGCAGUAAAUUACCAGAGCUCCUAAGGACUGUCAUCAGCUGGACUAUGGAAUAUAUCCAGGAACAUGUCCUGUCCUGGAUCCAAGCCCAGGGAGGAUGGGAAGGCCUCCUCUCCUUUUUUGGCACCCCCACUUGGCAAACCAUUGCUGUCUUUGCUGCAGGGGUCUUGACUGCCUCACUGACCUUCUGGAAGAUGUCUUAAUCCUCAGCCUCCUCCUCCUCAAAGAGGACCUUUUCCUUACAAGAACAAGUGGAGGAGGGGCAGGUUCCCCCCCCCCACCAUUUCCUAACCAAGAAAGAAAACGUUUUAGGAUUCCUUUUCAGACCUGUGAUUUUUAAAACAAAUGCUGUUGCUCAUAUUUGGUGCCUUUUUUUCAAAAAAGGUACACACUUUUUUGUUUUGAUGAGUGUGUACUUCUUGCUUGCUUUUUCCAAUCAAUCAGCCUCUUGGACUUAGAGGUCCGAAGACAUUAAGAUUCUACAGUUUUGAAACAAUGACGGGGAACAAGGUUAAAGGAUGGCAGUGAUUUGUUCUCUCUGCCAACAACUUGCAAAUGACUGCUAAAUGUUUAUACUGAUUUUUGGAAGAUUAAUCCCAGAUUUCUUCUGCCAGCAGUCAGAGCAGUACAUUUGUCCAGCAUCCUCAGAUUAGAUGUUUUCUAAGGGAUCCGUGCAAACAAGUUUUGAUACUUUAUGUUUUCCUUUCCUCGAACAGAAACUGAAUUUUGGCAAUAUCCUGAGAGAAAACCAAGUUCUCUCCUUAUUAAACUUCGAAUAAAUUACACUUCUGCUGGUAAAUCUUUUUUUUAAAAAAAACAAAAACCAACAACAACAGGUCACUGAUCUGGUCACAAUCAAAGUAGAGGAAACAUUUGCAACUAUUGAUGUGUACAGGACUUUUUGAGCUGACUUUUUACACAGGAACUGUAUUGCUGGAAAAUGAGAAUUUGGAAGCCAUCCUUCGUUCUGCCAGAUCUGUGUUUUUCUGUAGAAAUGCUCUGAGGGACACUAAAUAGAAACAUGUUCUAAUCUAAAUGGGUCUGUCCCCAGUCCAAACAAACAGAAGGUGAGAAAAAUGCUUUAUAAAAGCAACAUGUCUCCAGGUGGAACACAGAAGGCAUCACAAGAUUGAGACGAAAUGACUGGAAGAUUCCCUUCCCUUUACUGCUUCAUUCUGUCCUCAUAGAAAAUAACUUUUCACUUGCCUUGGAGAUCUGAGUCAAGAAAUGGAGAAGAGAGAAUGCAAAGGGCUUCUGAUCUAUUUAUUCUACAAGAAUUUUUUUUCAUUGCUCGCUUCUUCUCCGUUUCUAUAUUUUACCUCAGCCUUCCCCAAUCUUGUGAUCUCCGGAGGUUUCUCAAAUAAUAUUCUGGUUGGGAAUUCUGGAAGUUGCAUUCUUAAUCGAUUUAGAAGGGGCCAAGUUAAGGAAACCUGUUGACUCGAAUCACCCUUGGGGUUUCUUUAGUCUUUAGACUCGGCCAAAUAAAAAAGAAAUCUCCAGGAAAUCCAGCAAAUCAUACUCUCUUCUACCAUGUCCUAGUACUUUGUAUCUCAUUAUAGCUGUGAUAACGGUUGAGACAUUUGGCUGCAUGUGACUAUUGUGGGGUUGUUUGCUUUUUUGGCUACAUUACUUCUUUAUUUUCAUGUGUGCAAUGAUAAACAUUGUGACUGCAGAUCUAUGUGCAAAAGAUGGAGUGUCUGCAUAUAUGCCCACAAAGUAUGCCCACAUAUUGAUAUCCAUCUUGAAUUAUGGAUUUCAUGUUGAUAUUUAUUGAUGUGCAGGAAAUAUUUAUCAUUCUCAGAUCAGGAAUAGAAACGUGAUCCUCCAGAUCAAUGGUUAAAUGCCUAUGGAGAGUCUCAGUCAUCCAUGUCAUAGUUUGCCCAACGAUGGGACAACUGUGGGACUCCAGGUCAAUGUUUCUCAAUCUCGGCAAUUUAAAGACAUGUGGACUUCAGCUUCCAGAAUUCCCCAACCAGAAUUCUGGGAAUUGAAGUCUACACUUCUUCAAGUUGCCACAGUUGAGAAACACUGCUCAAGAUGCUGCUGAAUUAAAAAUCCCAACUGCCUCAGCCUCCAUGGGUGUUGUUGGGAAAUUGUGCUUCAGCAGCCUCUAAUGAGGAGGCCACAUAUUCCCACCCCUGCUUUGAACUUUUCCCAAAAGUGUUUACACUCACUUUUAUCUUCCAGUCGAUCAAUGGAUAAUCAAAAUGUGUCUUUACACUUCUGUACAAUGUUUGCCUUCCAAAUGAAUCUUUUCAAGCUA